AUGAUGAAGAUGAAGUCAUUGGCUUGUUCGUUAUGUCGGAAUGGUUUCCGACAUCUACUUCUGGUAUUGGGCUUUUUUUGCCUUACAUCGGUCAACUCGAAUUACAUUAUUAUCAACUUCACUUUUAUUUGUAUGGCAAGACCGAUAGGGAAUUCUGAGGAAAUUUCCAGUAAUGAUACGUCAGAUACAAUCCUGGAUUAUACACCCACGGAGAAAAGUGCGAUCAUAUGGGCUGUAGCGAUCGGGACGAUCGUAGGAACAUUCCCUGUCAACUAUUUUUAUACAAAAUAUGGAGCAAGAUGGCCAUUCUUUGUAGCUGGAAUGAUGUCAGCCAUAUCCACGUUAUUAAUGCCAAUAGCUGCAUAUUUCGACCUUAAAGUACUACUAUUUUUACGUUUGCUACAGGGCCUCGCUUAUGCGGCUAAUUUCGGUGCGAUCGGUACGUUAUGCGUUCGUUGGGCGCCACUUACCGAAGUCAGCAUCUUUAUUAGUGUUUUGACGAGUUUCACUCCUGUAUCCGCGGUCGUCACAAAUCCACUGUCAGGAUGGUUAUGCAACACAAAUAGCGGAUGGCCAUCGGCAUUUUAUAGUCAUGCAGCUUUUUGUUUUGUUGUGUUCCUACUUUGGAUAAUAUGCUAUCGUGACGAUCCACAACUUCAUCCAAGUGUUAGCGAGAAAGAACUCGGGAAAAUCCAAAAGAACAAGACCAGAGCACACAUUGAACGCGAUAGUUUUGUUCCCUAUAAGGCAAUCCUACAAAACAAGGUCAUUUGGAUAGUAUGGUUCAAUGCUUUCGUAGAAAUGGUGGCAGUAACAUUGGUGCUGACCUAUGCUCCACUCUAUUUCCAUGUUAUUCUUGGAUACGAUAUCGGACUUACAGGAACACUCGUCUCACUUUCUGCCAUAAUUCAUCUUCCGAUCAAGUUUGUUGGCGGAAUAAUUAGUGAUCAACUUACGAGUGUAUCCGAGCGCCAUCGAAUGUGGUUCUUCAACACUAUCGCCGUCGGUUUAGCUGGUGUUUUUUGUGCGUUAAUCGGGAUUUUCCCGGCCGAUUGGGGAAAAACCGGUGUCGCAAUGUUCACGCUUGUCACUACAUGUAUGGGAUUGAAUACGGGUGGAUUUUACAAAUGUGGGACUUUAUCUGCAAGACAGUAUGCACAUGUUGUUCUGACUGUUAUACAGUUUAUGAAAUGUGUUGCGCUAUUUGUUGCACCGGCUACGGUUGCAAUGUUUGUAAGCGACGAAGCUCAAUACGAUCAAUGGCGUUACGUUUUCUGGCUUCAUGGAAUUUUCCUCAUUGUUGCGAACUUUAUGUUCUUCCCCAUAGCCACCGAUCAACCAGCAUCAUUCACGAAUAUCACGAGAGAGUCGAAGAACGAUGAAGCAACACACAAGCUACAAGACGCAAACGUUGAAGACGUGGAACUAAACGAUAAGCCAUGA
Necator americanus (New World hookworm) is the source of this 1443-nucleotide messenger RNA. RefSeq lists its product as uncharacterized. The transcript has 11 exons. Bases 1 to 1443 code for a protein of 480 amino acids. The record is from RefSeq and is a predicted model, not a curated record. Gene Ontology annotation, biological process: transmembrane transport. Gene Ontology annotation, cellular component: membrane. Lineage: Eukaryota; Metazoa; Nematoda; Chromadorea; Rhabditida; Ancylostomatidae. Gene Ontology annotation, molecular function: transmembrane transporter activity.